Panicum hallii is the source of this 1667-nucleotide messenger RNA. RefSeq lists its product as uncharacterized. Gene Ontology annotation, cellular component: membrane. Gene Ontology annotation, biological process: protein ubiquitination. Gene Ontology annotation, molecular function: zinc ion binding; ubiquitin-protein transferase activity. NCBI's taxonomy places the organism in Eukaryota, Viridiplantae, Streptophyta, Magnoliopsida, Poales, Poaceae. Bases 405 to 1199 code for a protein of 264 amino acids. The transcript has 10 exons. The record is from RefSeq and is a predicted model, not a curated record.
GGGCUCUGUUCUUGGUACUUAGGACAAGAGCACUGAGAUUGAGAUUUGAGAGUGCUCUGGACAUCUUCACCAGCUGCAUAGCCACCCUCUUUCCCGGUCGUCCUCCUGUUAUCUUCUUCCUGGCAACCACCCUAUUCUGCCGGCUCUCAUCAAUAAAUUCGCCCAUUCAUGACUUGUUCGGAAAUGUGGAGGUUCUACUACCUGUUCUUGGUACACUUGCCGAUUAGCCUAUCCACCGCAAAUAAUCUUUGGCCUCUCUCGUUGCGCCUGCUAUAAUAAUUCACUAAUCCAACCUCCAUUUCUUGCGGUUAUCAAUUUAGUAUUUUUUUUGCGAAAAAAUAUUAUUAUCUUCAAGCAGUUGGUUUCUGUCAGUCAGUCAGUUCCUAACACAGAGGAACAGCUGCAUGCGUGCAUUGGAUCCCCUCCAGUCUUCCAGCAACCGCAUGCUCCUCAUCGGAUUCUUGAUUCUUGGUCUGAUGGGUGACCAUCUCGCGUUGCUCGUGGACCGGCUGCUGACGGAGUCGACGCUGGAGGCAGCGAUCGGCGGUGGGAAGCAGAUGGUCGAUCUGCAUCCGGAGGCGGUGGCCGUCGAGUACUGCCAUCGCGGCGUAGGCGACGACGGCGGCGGCGGCGGCUCGGCGAGUAAGGUGGUGGAGUGCAGGAUUUGCCAGGAGGAGGACUGGGACUCCAGCAUGGAGGCUCCCUGCGCCUGCUGUGGCAGCCUCAAGUAUGCACACCGGAAAUGCAUUCAGCGUUGGUGCAAUGAGAAAGGCGACACCAUCUGCGAAAUAUGUCUGCAGCAAUUCAGGCCAGGUUAUACUGCCCCGCAGCAGCUCUUCCACUAUGGAAGUAUACCGAUGAACUUCAGAGGGAACUGGGAGAUUGCCCGUCAAGAUCUCAAUGAUGCCCAGAUAAUAACAAUGGUGCCGACAGAGCGUGAUUUCAUGGACAGUUAUGAGGACUACCUUCCUAUUAGGACAAGAAGCAGCACUCUGUGUUGCCGGACAGUCGCCCUAAUUUUCAUGUCACUCCUAGUCCUUCGCCACACUCUUCCUCUCAUGGUCGGUGGAAACGGGGAGUACUCAUUGGCCUUGUUCUCACUUCUGGUGCUGAGGACCGCAGGAAUCCUAUUCCCAAUCUUGGUGAUGGUCAGAGCCUUGGCAAGCUUCCAUCGUCGACGGCGGCAGCAGAUCACUUAACACUGCAGGAAAGACGGGAAACAUAUAUAUCAUCAUCAGAAAGCGAGGAGGAGGAGGAGGAAGAAGAGGACACAGUUACCAAUUCUGCACGAUCAAAUUACUCGCAACCACGCCUCAUACCAGUCUACUGACAUGACCAAGAAACAUGCCUUCCAACCUCCAAUCUGACAGGAAAUUCCAGCGCCUCUGUGGAGCUGACAGAAGCAAGAAUGCUCACAAGAAAAGGACCAAAGAAAUCCAAAAAAAAUGAGUAUAUGAUGACAUAGUAAGAUAGCCUGAAGCCACUCGCUUCUAUGCGCAUAGAGAAGAACGUAGUGGCCCUGUUACUCCUGUACAUAUGAGAAAGUAGCAGACUAACUUGUCACUUGCGAGCUUCUACUGCAGCAAGUUCGGCCUACCCUUGUGUACUCAUCAAGAUAUUAUGUUGCCAAAAGUACUUGCAAAUGGAACGAACUAUGUUUUAGUUUA